Medioppia subpectinata is the source of this 591-nucleotide messenger RNA. The record is from the annotation of a GenBank genome assembly. Lineage: Eukaryota; Metazoa; Arthropoda; Arachnida; Sarcoptiformes; Oppiidae.
AUGAGUUUCAUUUCAUACAAGCGUUUGGUUGCCGUCGGAGACACACUCUUCGUAUACUUGAGUCCAAGCAAUAUAUACCCUCUUGUUGUCCGAUCGGGUCAUGUCUUUCAGACCAAAUACGGAGCCCUCAAACACGACGACCUCGUGGGCCAGCCGUACGGUUGCGCCCAUCAGUGCGCCAAAGGGUUCGUCCAUUUGCUUCACUCGACGCCCGAAUUGUGGACGUUAUGUCUUCCGCACAGAACUCAGAUCCUCUACACGACAGACAUCAGCUUUAUUUGCACUCAACUCGACCUCAAGCCGGGAAGUGUGGUGUGCGAGGCCGGCACCGGCAGCGGAUCCCUGUCUCACGCCAUCGCCCGCACCAUCGCUCCCAACGGCCGACUCAUCACUUAUGACUUCCACGAGGAGAGGUCGUCGACGGCCAGAGACGAGUUCGCUGACCACGGAUUAAGUCAUAUCAUUACUGCUCAACACAGAGACGUCUGUUCCGAUGGAUUUGCAUUUACCGAUCACUUCGACGCUCUGUUUCUUGAUUUACCGCAUCCUUGGGUUGCCAUCCAAUCCGCUAAAGAGGCUCUCAAACCAAAU